Colletotrichum chrysophilum is the source of this 3288-nucleotide messenger RNA. RefSeq lists its product as uncharacterized. NCBI's taxonomy places the organism in Eukaryota, Fungi, Ascomycota, Sordariomycetes, Glomerellales, Glomerellaceae. Gene Ontology annotation, cellular component: intracellular membrane-bounded organelle. The record is from RefSeq and is a predicted model, not a curated record. Gene Ontology annotation, molecular function: phosphatidylinositol binding. The transcript has a single exon. The coding region runs from base 1 to 3288 and encodes 1095 amino acids.
AUGGACUCGACACCCGCCGCCGAAGUGCAUCCACCCGGCGGAGCUCCCGUUGCUGAGAAGGGACAGUCCGCUCCCGAGACAACCUCACCGACCCUCCCUGUGAUCGAGAAGCCCGCGAUGCAAGAACCCACCGCCGAAGAGAAGCCCACGAUCCCCGCCGAGCCAUCUGCAACGAGUGCGCCGGUACCGAGCGCAGCGAACCCGCCCAAGCCGGAGGACGACGACGAUGCGGUGACUAAGGUGCUCCGGUUCCUGUCGACUGCGACACCAGAAACACUUGGCGCCAUUGCGGUUGGGCUUGCGGCUUCCACCUACUUUGUCCUCGGCAGGGCUGGACUCGUGCUCAUUGGCGCAUUCGGCGGCGUCGUCACAUUCAUUGCAUACGAGGCGCGCCAUCCAGAAGUCUCCCGGGCUGUCCGGGGUGAGAAGGGCCUCGAUGUCUUGGAACGACUGUCCAUCACGAGGGUCGCUGUGCCGCCCAGUGACGAUGCGGAAGAGGAAGAGAAACAGAUCCAAGGCUUCGACGACUUCCAGCCUGAGACGCGCGAGGCAUUGACCGGUCUGGUGGACGCCGUCAUUCGCGACUACGUCAAGUGGUGGUACUCGCCCAUCCUGCCAUCCGAUCGCUCGUUCCCGCUGUCCUGCCGGAAGCUCCUCAACUCCUUCCUUCUCCGCGUUUCAAACCAGCUAUACCGCAAGCGACCCGCCGACUCGUUCCUCGAUUUCAUGACGAACGCUUCGUCCAUGUUCAUUGUGUUCCUGUCCGAGCUGUCCUCCGCCUUUACCGAACAACACAACGCUCCCGGCGCAUCCGCUGCGGACGUUGUCUCCAAGUACCUCGAAGAGAACCCAAACUCCAACCUGGCCAACCUCAUGAACCACCCGCAGCAAGCCGCCAAGUUCCGCAAUGUGGCAGACGACUUGCUCGGGUACCUUGAUCGCUCAGCCUACAACUGCGACCCUGCGCGGGUGUUCCUGCGAGAAAUUCUGGCCGGCGUGAUACUGGAGAUGACUCUGCAGUCGUGCUCAAAGCCGGAGUGGAUCAACGGCUGGAUCGUCUACCUGCUAGAGGCCGGCGAGCCCGACUUCAGCCAGGCCAUUGAUGUAGGCAUGAAGACGGGGCCUGAUGCCGCCGCAGACGCCGCAACGGCUGCAGCCAACAACGCCUUUGUUGACAUUGACGGAAACCUCGGCAACAUUGCACUGACCAAGGGAAACCGGAGCUCCCUGGAUAUGGAACGCGCGCGCCAGAAGGGGUCUACGGCGCAUAAGAAGCAACUAAGCAAGGCCGAUGAAGAGAUGGAAGAAGCCAUGGAGGAAAUGAAGCGCAUGAACGCCCUGAUCGCGGAGGAGGAGUCCAAAAGAAAGUCCCGCCAGAGCAUCGGAGCAGACCCGUCAGUGCAAAUCCCCGAGGGCAAGAUUGUUUCCUCACCAGGGGAACUGUCUCCUAGAUCACAGUCUUCGGCAGAGAAGCCUUCAACACACACAUCUAACGCUUCCCACGGAUCAGCCAAGGACGGUAGCCUGCACUCGCCCAUCACGCCAAAGUCGAGUGUGGAGGAGCCAAGCAGGAACCCGUCGCCGAAACACGCCGCCAAUGGAAGUGUAUCAUCUCAGUUCACCAGCUUCGACCAGAUCGUGCCUCCCGGGAGGGAGGAUCCGGAUUCAUCUGAUGAAGGCCCUCGCAAGCCUUCCUUGACGCUGCACAAUGCCACCGUCAUCCUCCAUGACGACACCGACAAUGAAAAAGCUCGGAUCCGAACGAAGCCUACUUGGGACUAUCUCGUCCAGAUCGAGCCAUCAUCGCACCACUAUUCUGGCUGGAUGAUUGUCAGGCGCUACUCUGAUUUCGAGACUUUGCACGAGAUCUUGAGGCGGAUCGCCACAAUUUCUGGCGCGACGGCUUUCACGGAGCAGCAUGCGGAGCUUCCCAACUGGAAGUCCCAUACCAGAGCAUCCCUGCGUGGCGAGUUGGAGCGAUAUGUGAAGGAUGCUUGUUGGUACCAGUCACUCGCCGAGAGCGAAGGAAUGAAGCGCUUCCUGGAGAAGGACAAUGGCCUCGGCCAUGGGCACAGCAACUCCAAGUCAGGUCUGGCAUGGGACACUGUCGGCAAGAACAUGCUGGAUGUUCUGACGAUGGGCCCCAAGGGUGUUGCUGAGGGAGGAAAGGCUGUUUUUGGUGGUGUGACGGGUGUGUUCAGCAACAUCGGAUUAGGCGCAAGAAAGAACACGGCUUCGUCAUUGUCGGAGAUUCAGACGAGCCAGAUCCAGACGAACAACCGUUGGUCGACCGGCACUCCACCCAGGAUGGACAGCACCACCAGCCUGAACGCAGCUCUCACUUCGCCCAUAGGCAAUGGACCUCGGAAGCCUCGGGACAGUCUGGACAGUCAAAGAUCGUCGAUUGUCUCAACUCAGCCCGGCAAGGUCGCCCCUAUGGAAAGGAGACCCAGCUUCGACCCUCGAGGUGAUUCAGAGGCGGACAGCUUGAAGCCUCGAUCUGACCGAUGGGAGCGGAACACGCCGAGCGCCACGGGUAGUCGCGAACAUAGUAGAGCUUCUAGCCUAGCGCCGCUGCAAUCUCCUCCUCUGCGAUCGCCGUCGUCGACGAGUCUAGAUGUUAUGCACAUCCAGCAUCUCCCACCACCCCCUGACGAGAUGCCAGAGGACUGGGAGUCGCCCACUCACGGUGACAUGCAGUCGAGGAUGAACGAGGCAAGCCAGCCGCGCAACAGCACCGGUGCUGCCUCGCCAGGAACCAAGAAGGAGCCAAAACCUGCGCGACAGCAUUCUCCGCUGUCAGAGCAGGAAACAAACGUAGCAGUAGAGCUGGUCUUCGCCAUUAUCAAUGAGAUGUACACGCUCUCAUCGGCCUGGAACAUUCGCCGAACACUGCUGGCCGCCGCCAAGUCCUUCCUCCUCCGCCCUGGCAACCCUUCCCUGAUUUCCAUCCAGCAGAUGAUGCAGGAGUCGGUCAUUGACGCCAACACAAGCGACGCGGGGCUGGCCUACCACCUGCGCACACUGCGGGAGAACACGAUGCCGACAGACGAAGAACGAGCGGCUUGGCCCGCCGAGAUGACGGACGAAGAGAAGGAGAAGCUGCGCAUCAAGGCACGCAACCUACUGAUUAGACGGGGUGUUCCGGCUGCUUUGUCGGGCGUCAUGGGACAGGCUGCCACGACGGACGCGCUCGGGCGCAUCUUCGACAGCCUCCAGGUCGAGGAAGUCGCGCGCGGGUUUAUCUUCGGCAUGAUGCUUCAGGCUGUCAGGGUCGUUACCCAUUAA